Molecule: messenger RNA, 3236 nt
Organism: Physcomitrium patens
Lineage: Eukaryota; Viridiplantae; Streptophyta; Bryopsida; Funariales; Funariaceae
Product: cullin-4
Biological process (GO): ubiquitin-dependent protein catabolic process
Cellular component (GO): cullin-RING ubiquitin ligase complex
Molecular function (GO): ubiquitin protein ligase binding
Source: RefSeq, a predicted model, not a curated record
CCUCGCCUUUGCUUUCCUCUCCUCUCCUCUCCUCUCUGCUGGCACGCUUGUCGUCGUUUAGAGCUUGCGGUCGGGGGUCCACAUGGCUUGCGCUUGUGGCCGUUUCGUGUACGUGCCGUAGGUUGUUGUUGUUGCUGUUUCUGUUGGAUAUGGUGUUAUCUGUGUUGAGGGUAUCAUCUUGAGGCGAGGUAUUGGGGUCAGGUUUGGGGCGAGAUCAUUGUGGAAUUUGAACGAUUGCAGGGGAGGAGGACGACAGUGGGACGGGGAGGUGGUGGUGGUGGUGAGAAUAGCUGACUAGGUGGCAUUUUGGGCCUUUUUCUAGUUUGAAGGGUGUUGUUUGAUGUGAUUAGAGCUUUGGUGUGGUGUGGAAGGAGGUGAAGGACAGGGUUGGAAAGCAAAGAGAGAAUUGAAGGUGAGGCGGGCAGAUUGAAGGCCGGAGGGAGUGGGCAAGCGAUGCGAGGAAGGGUUGUAGGAGUGAGAGUUGGGCGGGGCCCUUAGAUUUGGGGCAAGUAGGGAGGUAGUAGAGAAUUUGAUGUCGCAGAAAAAGAGGUUGAGCAGCAGCAGCAGUGGAGGGGGUGGUGGCAUCUCGCCGAAUAUGAUAUCAGCGACGAAGAAACCUAAGAACCAACAGCAGACGUCGAUACUUGAUCAGUUCGAUAAGAAUGGCAAGGUAGGGAUGGCUGUGGAGGAGAACACUCCUGACAUGAUGUACGUGGAUGGUGUGGAAGAUCAUCUCGCAUCCACUGUAUCAUAUCCUGCUGGGUCGGUGUCGGCAGUGACGUUAAGUAAUAAUCCGGGAGUUGGGACUACGGCAAACUUAUCGCGGAAAAAAGCCACACCACCGCCGCCUGCCAAGAAGUUGGUAAUCAAGCCCUUCAAAGACAAACCAAAAUUGCCUGCUAACUUUGAGGAAGUGACAUGGGUCAAGAUCAAGGAAGCUGUAACUGCAAUUCACCUAAAGCAACCAGUGAAUUGCAGUUUGGAGGAGCUAUAUCGAGCUGUGGAAGAUCUCUGUGUUCACAAGAUGGCAGGAAAUUUGUACAAGAGAUUGCAGCUGGAGUGCGAAAGUCACAUUUCAAUCAAGCUGCGUGAUCUUGCAGGGCGCAGUCCUGAUGCUGUGGUGUUCCUGUCUCAUGUUGAAAGAUGCUGGCAAGACCAUUGCAACCAAAUGCUUGUUAUCCGCAGCAUUGCGCUCUAUUUAGACCGGACUUAUGUUAUUCAAAAUUCAGGUGUUCGAUCUCUAUGGGACAUGGGUUUGCUGCUUUUUCGCCGCCACCUGUCAGCAUGCCCAGAAGUUCAGUCUAAAACAGUUUCUGGUCUUCUCAGACUUAUCGAGGAGGAGAGGAUGGGAGAGUCUGUGGAUCGGAGUUUAUUGAAGCACUUGCUGCGCAUGUUUAGUGCUCUUGGCAUAUACGCUGAGAGUUUUGAGAGACAAUUUCUAGAUUGUACCUCUGAUUUUUACGCAGCGGAGGGAACACGCUUUAUGCAGCAAACAGAUGUGCCCGAUUAUCUUAAACAUGUCGAGACUCGUCUCCAUGAAGAGAACGAGCGAUGCUUGCUUUAUUUGGAUGGAAGUACACGGAAACCUUUGGUGGCUACUGCCGAGAAACAGCUUCUCAGCCGCCAUACAGCUGCAAUUCUGGAGAAGGGAUUUGGCAUGCUCAUGGAUGCCAACCGCGUGGCAGAUCUUCAACGGAUGUACAUGCUUUUUACACGAGUAAAUGCUUUGGAGUCUCUGAAGAUGGCCUUGAGUACUUACAUCAAGACAACGGGCAACAGUACUGUGAUGGAUGAAGAAAAGGAUAAGGACAUGGUGUCUUGGCUUUUAGAUCUGAAGGCCCGUCUGGAUGCUAUUUGGGAUGAGAGCUUUUCUAGAAAUGAAACCUUUGCUAAUACUUUGAAGGAUGCAUUCGAACAUCUCAUUAAUCUGCGUCAGAACCGACCUGCCGAGCUCAUAGCGAAAUUCAUUGAUGGAAAGCUGCGUGCUGGCAACAAGGGAACGUCCGAAGAGGAGCUAGAGGGCAUCCUGGAUAAAGUUUUGGUGCUUUUUAGAUUCAUUCAGGGUAAAGAUGUAUUCGAAGCUUUUUACAAGAAGGAUUUGGCCAAACGUUUGCUUCUGGGGAAGAGUGCCUCUAUUGAUGCAGAGAAAUCCAUGAUAUCAAAGCUCAAGACAGAAUGCGGCAGUCAAUUCACGAAUAAGCUGGAAGGAAUGUUCAAGGAUAUUGAGCUUUCACGGGAAAUCAAUGAAUCGUUUAGGCAGUCUGCUCAGGCACGGAUGAAGCUGCCUUCAGGGAUUGAGAUGAAUGUUCAUGUUCUGACAACUGGCUAUUGGCCUACUUAUCCACCCAUGGAGGUCAGGUUACCACACGAGCUGAAUGUAUACCAGGACAUUUUCAAGGAGUUUUAUCUGAGUAAGCAUAGUGGACGGCGUCUGAUGUGGCAAAACUCCUUGGGUCAUUGCGUGCUGAAGGCCAAUUUUCCUAAAGGAAAGAAGGAACUUUCCGUUUCUCUUUUUCAGACCGUGGUGCUGAUGCUCUUCAACGACGCGCAAUCUCAAAGCUUCCAGGAAAUCAAGGACACAACUGCGAUUGAGGAUAAAGAACUUCGAAGAACUCUUCAAUCAUUGGCUUGUGGUAAAGUUCGAGUUCUUAACAAGCAACCAAAGGGCAGAGAAGUGGAAGAUGAUGACAUAUUUGUCUUCAACGAGGAUUUUGUUGCUCCUCUUUUUCGUAUUAAGGUCAAUGCUAUACAGUUGAAGGAAACUGUAGAGGAAAAUACGAGUACAACAGAGCGAGUGUUUCAGGAUCGUCAAUAUCAGAUUGACGCUGCCAUUGUCCGGAUCAUGAAAACACGAAAAGUGUUAAGUCAUACAUUGUUAAUAACAGAACUAUUUCAGCAGCUGAAAUUUCCAAUUAAACCAGCUGAUCUGAAGAAGAGAAUUGAGAGCCUGAUCGAUCGGGAGUAUCUGGAAAGGGACAAAGCCAACCCUCAAAUAUACAACUAUCUGGCUUAGAGACUUAAGAUUUGUUUAUUAGUCUUUGUGGAGCCUAUUAUUUCCCCCCUAUCCAGCUUAUGAUAGCGUGGGAGAUCUCGUAUCCAGCUCUGGGGGACUUUUACACAACUGUGUCCUCAAUCAUCACUCUUGUAUAUCCACAUGCGCUUUGAAGCAUUUGAUUGUUGGCGACUUAAUUUUCAUAUCAUUUAUGAGUUUGCACAUACAAUUUUGAAUUUCGCUA